Trachymyrmex cornetzi is the source of this 1902-nucleotide messenger RNA. It is a transcript of the gene WDR79, whose product is annotated as Telomerase Cajal body protein 1 homolog. The coding region runs from base 270 to 1739 and encodes 489 amino acids. The record is from RefSeq and is a predicted model, not a curated record. Gene Ontology annotation, biological process: Cajal body organization. NCBI's taxonomy places the organism in Eukaryota, Metazoa, Arthropoda, Insecta, Hymenoptera, Formicidae. The transcript has 5 exons. Gene Ontology annotation, cellular component: Cajal body. Gene Ontology annotation, molecular function: RNA binding; protein binding.
UCUAAUUAAAGUUAGGACUUUAUAGCGAGAUUCGAAAACCGUCUCCUUGUCUUCUUCUUGCUCCUUUAAGUAACUUUGAUAAAUUUCCAUAUCCGAGGAAUUUACGUGGAUUAUUCGAAAACUAUCGUUAUGCGAGAGACAAUCUGACGGUUCAAUAUAUAAAGUAAACACAUGCUGCAAUCCUUAUAUAAACGUAUAUAAACGGAAGUUUUCUAGGAGAAAUCUGUGUUUUCAUAUAGUUAACUGAUUGUGAGUAAACUAAAUGAACAAUGGAAUGUGAAGGCACAGAUGUUGAAUCACGUCUGUCAGUAACAUCAUGUGAAACUUUAAAUAAAAAUGAUGGAACGGAAGAAAACAAUGCAGAAAACAAAGCUGAUGAGACCAAUCCAGUGCAAUCAAAUUUAUUCAUAAUGACCGAAGACUCCUGCAAUUUGUUGAAUAAGGAAACUUGUUUGGAAUCUAGUAAAAUACCGGACGAAACUGACUUCCUCACCUCCUCACAGUCACAUGUAACGUGUGAUACCUUAUCACAGCAAAUAGUAAAUCUUGCAAUAAUGAAACAAACAAGAAACAAUGAAGCUGCAAAUGUCACAGAGCCAAGAAAUGUAAAUUCAGAAGAUGCUAGCUCAACAGAUUCUUCUUGCGUCUAUAAUUAUAACUGGUCAAGAGCACCAAAGAUAUUAUGUGUAGCGACUAAGGAAUAUCAGUCCACGGAUAUGCAUGAGAAUUUUACAAAAGGUUGUCAAUGGUCCCCAGAUGGAACGUGCUUACUUGUACCUUCGGAAGACUUCAAAAUACGCCUUUAUGAGCUUCCUAGAGAAUUGUACUCUGGCAAAAUUCCAUCUGAUUUUAUACAGACCGACUUCACACCUGCUUUGACCAUUAAAGAAGGUGGCCUCAUAUAUAACACUUGCUGGUAUCCUUAUAUGAAUUCAUGGGAACCUACAACAUGCUGUUUUCUUAGUACCAGUAGAGAGAGUCCUGUUCAUUUAUGGGAUGCAUUUACAGGAGAAUUACGUGCAACAUACCGAGCUUAUAAUCAAGUUGACGAAGUAGAAGCAUCUAUUAGUGUUCAAUUUGUGGAUUCAGGAAGGGAAAUAUGGUGUGGUUUCAAGAACACUGUAAGAACUUUCGAUACAGAUCGUCCCGGACGUCAAACAAGCAAUAUUCACUUUAAACAUGAUUUUCCAAAUAUGACCGGAUUGGUUUCAUGUAUCCGUGAAAAUCCAAUUAUGCCAGGCUUAGUUGCCUUCGGUACAUAUUCUAAAUGUAUUGGUUUGUAUAAAGAUGGACCAUUAUGCACUUUUAAAACUGAAAGUGGUAUAACACAAAUUGAAUUUAGUUCCUGUGGAAUGAAGUUGUUCUCCGUUGUUCGGAAAAAUAGUGAAUUUCUAUGUUGGGACCUCCGUAAUCCUGGAAAUGUUCUUUAUUCUCUUGAAGGAAGACAAUCGGACACUAAUCAAAGAAUACAGUUUGCUAUUACACCGGACAGUAAACAAAUAAUCUCUGGUGGUGUUGAUGGAAAUAUCAUUGUAUGGGAAUUACCAGAAAUUACAAAUUAUGAUAAAGAGAAUUUGAAUCCAAAAUGUAAAAUAAGACUAUCCAAAGACUGUAUAAAUGGAGUAAGCUUACAUACAAAUUUACCUAUAAUAGCAACCAGUUCCGGACAGAGACAAUAUGGCGAGUAUAUUAAGAGUAAACAUAGGGACAAUAGCGUGAGAUUAUGGUGGGCUUCUUGAGAUAAUUAUAGCUUUAAAUAAUUGUUUACUUAUACAUGGAUAAUUUUGCGUUGAAUAAAACAAAAAUAAAACCAAAUGUUUGAGGUGAUGUGUAGCUCGUGUGAUAAUAAUUGAUACGUUUAUACAGUUCGAUCUACAAAGUGAUAACAUCAAUAUUAUGAAA